AUGAACAGGAAGGAGAAUAAAAUAGUCACAUCCAAGUAUACAGCCAUGACUUUUUUUCCUUUGAACAUAUACCAUCAGUUGUCAAGGCCAUCAAAUCUAUUUUUCCUUCUGACUCUUAUUCUUCUAUCAAUUCCGGCGAUAUCUCCUUUCAGCCCAUUUACCUAUCUCCUGGCGUUUGUUGUUGUUGUUGGGGCAUCGAUGAUGAAGGAUGGAGUUGAGGACUACAGAAGACACAAGCAAGACAGAAUCAUAAACGAGAAGCCGGCCAAUGUAGUUCGGAGACAAGGGGAAGAUGCAAGGGUGGAGGAAAUACAUGUGGAAGAUCUCAGUGCUGGAGAUCUUAUAUUUAUAAUGAAGGAUCAGGAAGUACCUGGAGAUGUGGUUUUGCUAAACAGCAGAGUAAAGACCUCUGAUGGAAUCAAAUGCAAAAACUACUGCUUCAUAGAGACAAGCAACCUAGAUGGAGAAACAAAUCUGAAGAAGAAGACGGCACAGCAUCAUAUUCCGUGUGAGGAAGGAAGGACUGUGCUUGAGUGUGGAGAAGGAAAACUGGACAUAUGCAGUUGUGACAAAUAUUACAUGGACAGUAUAUCCGAGUUCUAUGUCGAGGAUACGGGGGAUUUACUUAACAAGUUUGAGUGCCAAGUGACCAUUGGCGGGGAAAACACUCUAUGCAACGAAAAGAAUGUUCUUUUGAGAGGAUCAAGAGUUAGGAACACAGAACGUGUUCUUGGUAUUGUAGUGUCUGUAGGGAAGCAGACGAAGCUGGGGAAAAGCCACUUCAAGGUAAAGAUGAAAAUAUCUCUUUUUGAAAAAAGAAUAGGAGACUUUAUAUUUGGAAUAUUCAUGAUAUACCUGGGGAUUCUGGCAGUGACCUCUAUUCUUGGCGCUAGAUUUCUUAGGAAGGAUGACAUCGAAUAUUUGUACUUGCAUGAGUAUCUUACCAACGACUCCCUGAAGCAAACAGGAACCAACUAUAUUCUGUUCAGCUACUUGAUUCCUCUGUCUCUGUUUGUAACUCUUGAGGUAUCCCGAAUGUUCCAUUCGAUGUUUAUAUCUUAUGAUGACGAAAUGGUUGGGAAUGGAAUGAAGUCCAUGUGCAGAAACUCCAACAUUACAGAGGACAUAGGGAUGAUUGAAUAUAUCUUAACGGAUAAGACCGGAACUCUCACAAAGAACUCCAUGGUCUUCAAGUAUUGCCACGUGUACAACUCUGAGGAUCUUAUUUCUCGAGAAGAUUUAAAGGAGGAAAGCCUCCAUGUGGAACUUGUAAACGACCUGAGUUUGGAAGCUAAGAAGAGCCGGUCGAGAAUGAUGUUCAUACUUGCGCUCUUGUGCUGCAAUUCGAUAGAGCCUCUCAACAACAAUUUCGAAGGGAUCUCGCAGGACGAGCUGUGUAUUAUUCAGGAAUUAAAGAACCAGGGCUAUGUGCUAGUGAAGAGAGACGAAGACUAUGUUCUAGUGGAGAUAAACGGAAAAAGAACCAGGUUCAACAUAGUGAUUUCCCUGGACUUUACUUCUGCAAGGCAAAGGAUGUCUGUGGUGAUGGAGGUGUUGGGAAGGUACAUUCUGUUCUGCAAGGGCUCUGACCAGAAACUUCUCGGAGACAAGAGAAUGGUUUUUGAGCAAGGAGACAUGGGAACGAUCAAGGCACUUAUAAACAACAACUCGGAAUACAGGUCCCUUGUUGUCGGAUACAAAGAACUGGACAAAAAAGUAACGGAUGAGCUGAAAAGGAAGUAUGCUGGGGUUUCCUUGAGAGACAAGUUCCUGGAGCAGGAAAGAAUCUUCGACUCGGUGGAGGAGGAGAUGGUUUACUUAGGAACAACGUUUAUCGAAGAUGAGCUUCAGGAAGACGUAAGAAGUACUAUAACUUCCCUCCGGGAUGCAGGGAUCAAGAUAUGGAUGAUCACAGGCGACAAGAAAGAGACUGCAAUCAGCUGCUCAGAAGACUGUGGAAUUGUUCAGAAGAACCAUGAGGUGCAAUCUCUUGCCAUAGAUGGUAAGGAGUUUCUGAAGAGGCUCUCAGACCCAGGGAUCUUCGAUUACAAGUCAAUUGUGAUAUAUCGGGCAACACCCUAUCAUAAGGGAAAGAUAGCCGAAAAGAUAGUCGAGCUUGGGAAGAACACACUUUCGAUUGGUGACGGAAACAAUGAUGUCCCCAUGCUUACAAGCUCUCAUGUUGGUGUAGGGAUCAUGGGCAAGGAGGGCACACAGGCAAGCUUGUCGGCAGACUUUGCCAUCCCAGAGUUUAGGUUUCUAAAGAGGCUCAUACUUGUCUACGGGCGCUACAACCUCAUAAGAUUCUCCAAGAUAACUCUGAAUGCAUUCUUCAAGAACAUAUUCUUCAUCUCGAUACAGUUUCUGUACAAUUUCUUCAACGGAUACUCGGGAAAACCCAUAUACAACAACUUCUUUCUGAACUAUUACAAUGUACUCUUUACAUCCUUUGUCCCGCUGUCCAUAGGACUCUUCGACAAGGACAAGCCAGAAAACUACCUAAUGUCACAUCCCGAGGAUUACAAAAAUGCAAGAAGGCUCUUUGGAAGACCUUCAUUUGUGUUUGGAUUUAUCUACACGAUCCUUCUUGGGAUUGUAGUGUUUUUGCUUUCGGUCGGCACUGUCUAUGUGAAGGACAUGGUAAACAAGGAAGGGCUUGUCGGGGGAUAUAUCCUCCUCACGAACUAUUUUUCCAUUGUUGUCUUUCUGGUUGUACUGUCCACACAGAUCCGGGAGAUCUCCUUCUUUGUUGUAUAUUCAUGGAUAGCAAUUGCUCUUAGUGUCAUUCUUAACUUUGUAACUCUUUUUUUCAUUCAGGAGUUGGAUGCCACUGCAAACAAUGCAGCCUUUAACCUGUUUUCUCUCCCUGUCUUCUACUUGACUAUCCUCUUUGUACUCUCAGGAGUACUGCUUGUCGACUUUGUUAUUAUGAAGAUGCUUUCUGCAGUAAAGAAGAAUCGGGGAUGGCCUUGA
This is a messenger RNA of Encephalitozoon intestinalis ATCC 50506, 2973 nucleotides long. Its product is annotated as phospholipid-translocating P-type ATPase. The transcript has a single exon. Gene Ontology annotation, molecular function: ATPase-coupled intramembrane lipid carrier activity; ATP hydrolysis activity; ATP binding. Lineage: Eukaryota; Fungi; Microsporidia; Unikaryonidae. Gene Ontology annotation, biological process: phospholipid translocation. Bases 1 to 2973 code for a protein of 990 amino acids. Gene Ontology annotation, cellular component: trans-Golgi network; plasma membrane. The record is from RefSeq and is a predicted model, not a curated record.